CCCCCUUGGAUCGAGCAAUGAACUCAAAGAACCUCUUCCUUGGCUUCGCCGGGAUGGUCACAGCAGCUGCGGCCUGGACAAUCUGGGGCAACGACGUGUUUCCUGCAGAGCCAGACCCGACCGGAGAUCCCGAAAACUGGACUGUUGAAGAGAUGAGGAGGUGGCUUCGCGUGAGAGGGUUAUUGCCCAGUGAAAAAGCCACACGUGCCGAAUUGCUCGAGCGAAUCAAAGCAAACUUGCGUGUACCACGCAAGUCGUCGACUUGAACUCAAGCACUGGUACUUGUUCACUUUAAUGUUGGAAUUUGGGACAGGUGUUCCAUCCUGGACAAAUAAACGACAUGGCGAUUCAUUCCCAUUCUUCAUUUUUAUCCUGUAACUAUCAUUCAUCGUCGUAUUUUCUUUCGUUGUUAUCAUAGCGCAUUCAUUGAUUCUUUUGUAAUCGUACCCAGAAUACCCCGAACUGUAGUCCGAACACUGGAACGAUACUGAAAUAAGCACCGUUUUGUGUUCUGCGUUAAACGACAAGGCGGAAGUUCUGGGUUUGGACAAGCC
Molecule: messenger RNA, 554 nt
Organism: Aspergillus wentii DTO 134E9
Lineage: Eukaryota; Fungi; Ascomycota; Eurotiomycetes; Eurotiales; Aspergillaceae
Product: SAP domain-containing protein
Exons: 5
Coding region: 18-266 (82 amino acids)
Source: RefSeq, a predicted model, not a curated record